Molecule: messenger RNA, 1587 nt
Organism: Zingiber officinale
Lineage: Eukaryota; Viridiplantae; Streptophyta; Magnoliopsida; Zingiberales; Zingiberaceae
Product: probable sugar phosphate/phosphate translocator At3g11320
Exons: 4
Coding region: 261-1019 (252 amino acids)
Cellular component (GO): Golgi apparatus
Molecular function (GO): antiporter activity
Source: RefSeq, a predicted model, not a curated record
UUAAUCGACUGGAAGGCCGCCUUUGUUUCCAUUUCUCCCUUUCCCCCCUCUUUCCUGUCGAAGAGUCCCUGCAUUUCCUCUCGGAUCCGCUCCAUUCUUCUUCCAAAUCCCCAAACUCCACCCUUUCUCCCUUCUGAUAGACCUCUUGUACUUCCAAUCGCCUUCCAAUCCCCUAAAUCGACCCCCAUUUCCACGUAAUCGAACCCCGGCGAGAGGCGGCAUCGGUCUCGGCUGAGGCGGAGGCGGAGGCGAAGAGGAGGAUGAGCACCAAGGGCAACUGGUCGCCGUUGGCUAGCGGCCGGUUCUUUACCUUCUUUCUGGUGGCGUCGUGGUACGCCUCCAACAUCGGGGUGCUCCUCCUCAACAAAUACCUUCUUAGCAACUACGGCUUCAGGUACCCCAUCUUCCUCACGAUGUGUCAUAUGGCGGCGUGUUCGUUACUCAGCUACGUCGCUAUCGCCUGGCUGAGGGUGGCGCCGAUGCAGACCGUGCGGUCGCGGCUGCAGCUGGUGAAGAUCGUGGCGCUCAGCCUCGUCUUCUGCAGCUCGGUUGUUAGUGGGAAUGUGUCCCUCAAGUACCUUCCGGUGUCGUUCAAUCAGGCGGUGGGAGCAACCACGCCCUUCUUCACCGCCGUGUUCGCAUAUAUUAUGACCGUGAAGAGAGAAUCCUGGAUCACCUACAUUACUCUUAUUCCAGUCGUCUCUGGUGUCGUCAUUGCCAGCGGGGGAGAACCAAGUUUCCAUUUGUUUGGCUUUCUCAUGUGCAUAGGUGCAACUGCUGCAAGAGCACUUAAGUCAGUGUUGCAAGGGAUAUUGUUGUCGUCUGAAGGGGAAAAACUAAAUUCUAUGAAUCUUCUCCUGUAUAUGGCUCCAAUAGCAGUUGUUUUAUUACUCCCUGCUGCUAUAAUCAUGGAGGAGAAUGUGGUUGGCAUCACAUUGGCACUUGCUAGAAAAGAUAUCAGAAUUUUAUGGUUCUUGGAAAUGCCAAAGGUGCCGUUGCUGUGGUUGUCUCAAUUUUAAUAUUCAGGAAUCCAGUAACAGUCACCGGGAUGCUUGGUUACACAGUCACAGUAGUUGGUGUUAUUCUUUACAGUGAAGUGAAGAAACGCAACAAGUGAUUCCUUUAAUAAUGACGAUCAGGUGGGUUUUUCUUUUUUUUUUUUGGUCCUUUCCCCCUUUCUCUCUCCCACAGCCAUCUCAUUUGCUUACUGAUGUCGGUGGUUGGUUAACUCAUAUGUGCAAUUCAUGUAGCAGCCCGCACAUGAUUCUUUGGCGCAAAACCAAACAGUAAGCUCUUAACAUUGAAGACUAGAUAGCGAGUAGGGUAAACAAAGUGCCAAUAACUAAUUGGCAUCUUCAUUAUGUGAGUUGCAUUCUUUUCUGAAUCAUUUUGGUAGAGGUUUUGAUAAAUAGACUCAAUUUUUAGGGAUCAUAUUCUUACUUCCGCUCAGUCUUUUAGAUUGAAUUUUGCUCGUAAGAGAUUGAUAAACCUGCUUUUUGUUGUAUUCAGUGUAAUAUGCAAAUAUUUCUGACAUACAUCGUAACAAAUUUAUAUUUAUAUUUGUUCAUUUUUCCAAAUGUCUUUUAA